Messenger RNA from Chiroxiphia lanceolata (lance-tailed manakin), 1432 nucleotides. It is a transcript of the gene SFR1, whose product is annotated as SWI5 dependent homologous recombination repair protein 1. Gene Ontology annotation, cellular component: Swi5-Sfr1 complex. Gene Ontology annotation, biological process: positive regulation of DNA-templated transcription; double-strand break repair via homologous recombination. The transcript has 4 exons. The coding region runs from base 482 to 1156 and encodes 224 amino acids. The record is from RefSeq and is a predicted model, not a curated record. NCBI's taxonomy places the organism in Eukaryota, Metazoa, Chordata, Aves, Passeriformes, Pipridae.
GCCGGGCGCAGGCGCGGUACCGCUCCUGCCCGGGCGGCGGGAGGUUGGAGCGAGCGCGGGCAGCGGGAGCUGAUCCUGCCGGGCCGGGCCGGGCCGGGCCGGGCCCGCCGGGAUUCUCCUCGCUUCGUCCGCGCCCCGGGGCCUCGUGGUCCCCGAGGGGCCUCCCCUCGCUCUGCAGCCGCUGCGGGUCUGUGCUGUGGCACCUUUUCUGGGGUGCCUCAGGACCCCCCGGGGUGCAUCCUCUCAGAACGGGCUCCUCGGGCCUGUGUCUUUGUCGCUGGGUUGCCCAGCCUUCGUCCCGCUUCUCUGGGGGUGGAAAGCUGGCUGGGGAAAAGUUUUAUUGAGUGUUAGUAGAGCCUUAAGUUGAGAAAGUGAAAGGAGUGCGUUCUGUUGUAUAACGUACUUAUAAGCAGGAAAACUGAGGACGUAGCUUCAUAGACUUGGUCAGAGUGAAAAAUCAAAGACUGCUAUCCAUCUCGAGAUGGAAGAACCAGUGCUAGAUAAAUUGCCAUCUCUGUGUGAUACUCCAAAGGAUUCUGGAGCAGCACCUCCACGGGGGACUAGUUCAGGGAAACAGCAAAUGAGUGCAGCUCUGAGGGAGCGAUUACGGAAAACAAGACGUUCCUUUAAUGCCAAUUUUACAGCGGCAAAGCGGCUCAAAAUAGACACUGAAGAAAAAGACUGUGCUGAGGCUGACACAGGGUGCCUGCCAGUGACAAGUACAGAUUGUUCCAGAUUACAGGAUGGUCCUGAAGACCUUGAAAGAAACAGCACUGCACAUGCAUGUUUCAGAAGUCCCUCAAGAGAGAGUGAUCCCAGUGGAUCAGCAGAGAAUUCAGAUGUGCCACCAGUUGAUCUCAGUCAGCAACAGUCCCUGGAAGAAAAAGUUAGGCUGGUGAAACAAGUGCAAGAGAAGGAAGAAUUACUUCGUAGGCUCAAACUGGUGAAGAUGUAUCGAUCCAAGAACAACCUGUGUGAACUGCAGGCUUUGAUAGUGAAAUGGAGAAGCAGCACCCAGCUGAUGCUGUAUGAACUGCAGUCGGCCUUUUCUGCAGAUGGCAAGAAAGUGAGUCUCACUCAGCUGAUCGAUACUUUUGGAUUAGAAGACCAGUUAUUGCACUACAGCAGAACAGAAGAAGAUUUUGUAGAUGCAUAAUCUACAAUUGCAAAGCUUUCAUUAGACACAAAAGCAGAAAAGACCAAGUGAAUUCUGAUCAUGUCAGAAGUGUUGAUCAGGCAGUGGACUUGAUGCUUUGGGGUUAGGAGGUUUUCUCCAGAGAAACUUGUAAAGCUUUGUACUUAUAUACAGUAGGCACUGUAAAAGGCAUUACUUAUUGGAAAAGAUCAAACUUUUAGUGUUUUGGAGAACCUGGCUUAAUGACUUGGUCAGUUAAUUUUUAUUUAAUAAAAAUAAAAUGAGAUUGUACUUUAA